Molecule: messenger RNA, 2280 nt
Organism: Cuscuta campestris
Lineage: Eukaryota; Viridiplantae; Streptophyta; Magnoliopsida; Solanales; Convolvulaceae
Source: the annotation of a GenBank genome assembly
UUACACCAUCAAAUUGGCGCCACCCGUGGGACCUAUUACAAAAAAAGUCAUGGCAAGCAACCAAGAAACCGUCAUUUCACAAAUCUCUACUCCCGCUGAGAACGUCACUCUGUUCCCGGGAGGGAGUACCCAACCCUCAAGCCAGAUUCCUACCCCCAUUCUCACCAUUCCGCCAUCUACCCUAUUCACUUCCCCUACCACUUCUGUCCCCGCUUUUUCUCAAAAUUUCCCCGGGCCCGUGGAUCCGAUGUAUUCCCAGGCUUUUCAAAAUUUUGGGCAGUUCAUGUCCAUGUUUCAACAACCGGGGGGAUUUUCGCCUUUCGUUCCCGGGUUAUACCCACAAUCUUUGCCCCAAACCAAUAUCAUCCACCCGGUCAUCCCGACAAAUCUAAUCGGGGAAAUGGACAAAGUAGGUCCAUCCCGAUCUAGAAGAAGCCGGUCUCGAAGGUCACAGACCAAAGUGACCUCGGAUGGGGAUGUGCGCUCAGUUCAUAGCAAAGAUGAGGACUGGGACGUCCCCCAGGCGCUCAAGAAAAUGAAGGGAAAGGCGGUCCAGCCUGAAGUAUCUAGGAGGUCAGCAUUUCAAAGGCUGGGGCACGACGGCAGGAACCAAAAUCGAUCGGCCAAAGAGCGAUUGGGAAUGGAAACGACCCCAACAAGUGCCUUUGACCGACUGAGGAAGGGAACCGGGCGACCUGGUUGGACCAGGCGCACUGAACCACCCCCUCGCGAUGAGCCCCAGAACAGUCGGGCGCCCCAUGGAGAAGAAGAAGCGGAAAGCCAUCCCAGGCACACGGUCCGUUCCCACGUUGAACAACCCCGGGACCGUGUAGGCCGGGUUGAAGCACGUUUGGAGAAGCUGCAGCGCCGGGUAGACCGGGAUGAAAAGAAGAAAGUCUUGUUGAACGAAUCUCCGUUCACAGACCGGGUUCAUGAGACCCCAUUCCCAAAGAAGGCAAAGCUUGAGGUCCCAAAAUUCACCGGGAAGGAGGACCCGGAGAUACAUGUCAAAACCCUUCAUCAGAGUGGAAGGAUGAUGGGCCUUUCCGGGGAUGAGAAGUGUUUACUCUUCUUCCAAACCCUCCGCGGCCGCGCCGCUGAGUGGUUUCACAACCUCCCGGCCGGCGAAAUCGAUUCGUUCGAUGAACUGGCCGAGGUGUUCCAGGAAAAGUUUAAGGAAAACUGUACCAAAAGGAAGAAAUUCACCUACUUGAGUACGGCCGGGCAGAGGGAGCACGAGGACCUAACCAGGUUCCUCACCCGGUGGAAGGAUGAGGUGGAUAAGGUGGAAGAAAUGGACGACAAAACCGCCAUGUCCCUCUUGGUGUCCGGGCUCCGGUCCGGAGAAUUGUACAAAGAAUUCUACCGAAGACCCCCCAGUCAUACCAGGAGGCCUACAACACAGCCUGGGAUUACGCUGACGCCGAAGCGCAGGUGUCAUCCAAGAGGGAGUCCGGAAGAACAACCGGCCGACCAGAACAAGAAAAAGAAAGCAGCCGGUAAGGAACAUUUGCAAGUUAUCUAUGGUGGACCAGAGGGGGGAGAUUCUGCAUCGCAAAAGAAGAAAUGGGGGCGAGAGCUCUACAUCAGCACGGUGGCCCUCGAUCCUCGAAGGAAACAGACCAGACGGGAACCGAUCACUUUUACUGAUCGGGACCUUCCCGCCACCGGCGAAGAUCACAAUGAUCCCCUGGUCAUAACCAUGGAUAUGGGUGGAGUCAAUGUCUCCCGGGUACUCGUUGACACGGGCAGUAGUGUCAAUGUUUUGUACUUAGAGGCAUUUGAGAAACUCAAGCUGUGUCGCACACGGCUUGAGCCUUUGAAGACUCCCCUGUCCGGGUUCACUGGGGAUUCUGUUGAAGCUGAGGGGUCAAUCCUCUUAACUUGUGAAUUGGGCACGGGAGACAAUGUCGUCCAAAAACAGAUGAGGUUCGUGGUAGUGAACAUCAAAUGUGUUCACAACGCCAUCCUAGGCCGACCUGGAAUAAACAAAGUCCGUGGGAUCAUGUAAUUGAAGGUAGCUGGCCAGUUGCCAAUUGAGGCAGAAUUCCCAACGUUUAGAGAGACCGUGUAUCAGCCCGGUCAAAACGAGGCCGACCACUUAGCUGAGUUGAAUCUGGUAGAAGAACGAAGGACCAUGGCGGCUGUCAAGAUGGUUGGCUACCAACAGUCAGUAAAGAGAUAUCAUGACAACCGGGUGGGUCCGCGAUACUUCCAAGUGCAUGAUGAGGUCUUACGCAGAAGGGAUGCCAGUAAGCCUAAUGAAAGGGGUAAGCUGGU